Cyphellophora europaea CBS 101466 is the source of this 363-nucleotide messenger RNA. RefSeq lists its product as uncharacterized. The transcript has 3 exons. Lineage: Eukaryota; Fungi; Ascomycota; Eurotiomycetes; Chaetothyriales; Cyphellophoraceae. Gene Ontology annotation, cellular component: L-cysteine desulfurase complex; mitochondrion. The record is from RefSeq and is a predicted model, not a curated record. Bases 1 to 363 code for a protein of 120 amino acids. Gene Ontology annotation, biological process: iron-sulfur cluster assembly.
AUGUCGGCCGCCACUGCUCUCAGUGCAGCGACAGAUGCCUCUGCUGCCACAGUACGGUCAAUAUAUCGCCAGCUGCUGCGGCAGUCAUCACAAUUCAGUAAUUACAACUUCCGCGAAUACGCACGGCGACGUACGAGAGAUGCGUUCCAUGAACACGCCGGUGUGCAGGACGAGCGGCAACGGCAGGAGCUUGUGCAGAAGGCCCUCAGUGAGUUGGCGAUACUGAAGAGACAAACGGUUGUCAGUCAGUUCUUCCAGCUUGAUCGGUUAGUUGUAGAAGGUGGGAAAUCGCAACUGACAGCUCUGCAGGGCAAAGAGGGUCACGGCGGAAUAGUACGGCAGAAGGAGCCUGGAUGGACGUGA